Messenger RNA from Penicillium antarcticum, 357 nucleotides. RefSeq lists its product as uncharacterized. Bases 1 to 357 code for a protein of 118 amino acids. Lineage: Eukaryota; Fungi; Ascomycota; Eurotiomycetes; Eurotiales; Aspergillaceae. Gene Ontology annotation, molecular function: oxidoreductase activity, acting on the CH-OH group of donors, NAD or NADP as acceptor. The transcript is spliced from 3 exons. The record is from RefSeq and is a predicted model, not a curated record.
AUGGACGUCAACGUGAAGGGUCUUUUCAAUUUUCUUGGUGAGGUGUUUAAACCUAGUCCCCUGCAGGAACCUGCUAGUAUGUACUCUAAACGGGGAUUUGCGAAGGGAUCUGUUUAUAGUGCUAGUAAGCAUGCUGUUAUUGGGAUGGUUACGGGUGCUGCUAUUAAGGUUGGGAGACGGGGGAUUCGUGUGAACAGUGUUAUGCUUGUUCCCAUCGAUACUUCUAUGCUUCGUGGCACUGCUCCAGUUGUACCAUUCGGUCGACUUGGAAUUGCAGCCGAAGUUGCGAAUGUCGUUGCGAUCCUAUUGAGAGAGGAAGUGCGACUUGGAACUCUCUGGGAGAAUGUAUAUCCUUAG